CGUCACCUUAGAGGAAUUUCAAAAAGUCCCCCGCCAUGAUUGUUGUGUUGGACCGAGCCCGUCCGUUUGUUGUGCUGUAACGUUAGUUUGUUUUGUUUUUAGAGGACGGACAGAGGAGGACGUUUGCAAGAUACCCGAACAUGGACUCUCGAUUUGCUCACCUGCGCCAGCGGGACACCAGUGUGUCCAUGCUGAGGGUAAAAAUGUCCCGAAGGAGGUCUCAGUCCCAGAAGGAGAACAGAGAACGGGCCGUGAACACACGCAGGCAGCUAGACAAGCUCCCAGAGCUGGAAAUGUCUUCCUUGAAUGCCUCCAUCGCGAUGGCCAACAUGUCAAUCAUUCAUGAGAAGACAAUGAACAAUGCAAAACUUGCAAAAAAUGAGGCUAUAGAAGAGAGGUUAAAACAGCUUCAGCGUUGGAAAGAGCGUAAGGCUCUUGAGAAGGAGAAGGAAAAGAGAGAAAAGGAGCGUAAAGGGGUGUUUAAGACUGGAGUGUAUCAUCCGAAAGACAGCCUUGUUGUUGUCUCUCUGCCUGCGGUCCCAUCUGCCUCAACCAGAGCUAAGGAGACAAAUGUGAACACAGCAUCAUCCCAGAGUACCAGAGUCACUCGUUCAAUGAAACAACAGCAGCAAGUGGAGAAGCCUCUGAAGAUGCAGAAUCCAAAUACUGCAGCAAAGAAAGCUCAACCUGCUGUGGAAAGAGCAACCAGGAGCCGGGUUGCUCCUGUCAAGCCUGCAGCAGCACCAGCGCCAGCUAAGACCAAGACCAAAGUUUGUGCAGUGGAGCCUGUCGUACGAGCUUUGUCGACUAGAUCAGCCAACAGGCCUCCUGUUACAGCAGCUCCCGCGGUGAAAGAGAAACCUAAGGACAAGCCUGCAGAUGUAAGAACCACAAGGAGCAGAGCAUUUGUCAACAUUGUGCCCCCCCCUUCUGACGAAGACAAGAACUGUAAAGCGACUGUCAACAACAACACAGCCCAGCCUGCUGUGGCCAAGGAGCCUGAGCUUAAGGAGCCAGAGGAGAAAGCUCGUCCCUCUAGUCCUACACCCUGUUCUGAGGAGGAAGAAAUGGUGGUGGACCAAGCCUGUGAUGACUCUGUCCCUGUAACGGAUCCCGUCGAGGCGCCAUCCUCUUCAUCUUCUUUUGCUCCGGCUGGUUUCACCUUCCAGGCUCCUACAGGCUUGUCGUCCUUCAAGUUCGAGCCUCUCACCCCUCGCUCAGCAAGUGCCUUCCUUACACCAAGCCCCACCUUCAGUCUUCCACCUGUACCCCUGUUCAACGCUGAGCCUCAGACUGAACCAAGCAAACCAUCCCCACCCAAAUCCCCUCGUCACUCACCUCCUCGUACAUCUCCUGCUGUGGCCCCUCCAACUCCAGACAGCCCCGUGGAGUCAAAGCAUGAUGUACCAUACUUCAGAUCGGAAAUUAACAAUGAGACAGAGAGGCUGUUGACUCUGUGUGACCUCUGGGAGCCUAAAGUGGAGGAUGAAUCUAUCCCAGAAGAGAUGAGGGACAGUAUGCGUACAGCAGUCGGCCAAGCAAGGCUGUUGAUGAAAGAGCGCUUUAAGCAGUUCAGUGGCCUCGUGGACGACUGUGAGCUGGGCCGAGGGGAGAAGAUCACCACCUGCACUGACCUGCAGGGAUUCUGGGACAUGGUUUAUUACCAGGUGGAGGACGUCAACAAGAAGUUUAACGCCCUCAAAGAAGCAGAGAGCCGAGGCUGGGUGGCGGAGCACAAGCCUCCCCCACGACAAAAGAAAGUAGUGAAGAAACCAUCAGCUGCUCCCACCAAGCCGACAGGCACCAAAACAGCAGCCAGGUCUCGUCUGGCUUCCGUGAAAGCAGCCAUGAAAGCCAGGCAGCAGGCAGCUGAGGCCGAGAAGGCAGCAAAUGAUGCUGGUAACGAUGAGGAGAACGCCGUUUUAAGCUCUCAGGAACCACAACCUCAAGCAGAGGUCCAACCGGCUAAUACUGUGGUCUUUGAUGGAGGCUUCUUUCAGGUGGAGAGCCCUGCCAAACCACCGGGUUCAUUGAGGAGAUCCAGCCGUCUCAGUGCUGCUGUGCUUCCUCACGCCUCUCCCUUCUCUAACUACCUCUCACCCAGAAGAGUCACUCGACGAUCCCUUGCACUGGCACAAACCCCUCUUCACACCGCCGCUGCCGCCUCUCCUGCACAGCUCACUCCUGCCCAACUCCGUCUCACCCUCAGCCAAACCCCAGCACAAGCUCCAAAGUCCCAGCGUGGCACUCCUCAGUCAACCCAGAACAAAAAGGACACUGUAAAUGUCUCUCUUUGUUUCUCACCUGUCAAAGAAGUGCUUUCACAUGGCACCCAGGCUGAGGGAAACCCCGCAUGCCAGUCCGAAACAGUUCCUGAAUCAAACGCACCCACACAUUCACUUCCAUUCAUUUCUGUAGUCCAGGACGAACCGGCUGAAGCAGUCGAGGUUACUCCCUGCAAAACACCUCUCCCAGUGUCGCAGGCCCCUGAGCCCUCAUCAUGUCUGAGUUUCACGUUGUCACCAUGCAUGACUCCCACCCUGCCUCCCAUCUCCCCCCCUCCUGCUGUGCAGCGCAUCAUGGAGACACAAGAGUCUGUGUGUCACACACCAGACAGCUCGGUUGUCGAGGAAAUUUCCGGCUUGGACUUUGAGCGAUACCUCCAGCCUACGCUGAGAUGCAGCCUCUCACCGAAGGAGACGGUUGCCGUAGAGACACUCUCACCCAUGGCAGUGGAUGUAGAAAUGGAGAGUCCCAGAGGUCAAACUGGGGACCUGCUUACUCAGCAAGAACCAGUCACCACAGCACUGCCAGCGGUGUCUUCGUUGUUAACUCUUCAGUCACCACAGACCCAGACAGCAGAGUCUGCUCUGCUUCUCUUCACCCCGGACAUGAAGGACCGGAUACGUCAGUCUGUCUGUCCAAGUGACCUUAUGGUCUUCACCCCUCCCCUCUAAUAUGUUAAAGAGAUUUUCUUUUAUAUUUACUACUUUUAUUACCCUUUAAAAAAAAUGUAUCUGAGUGAUUCUGACUAUAUUUUUAGAUCAAAUGGAAAAUAGUUUUGUCUUACAAGACAGUCUGAUUAAAGUUCUAGUUACAACAUGGAAA
Messenger RNA from Larimichthys crocea (large yellow croaker), 3108 nucleotides. It is a transcript of the gene dlgap5, whose product is annotated as discs, large (Drosophila) homolog-associated protein 5. The transcript has 19 exons. Lineage: Eukaryota; Metazoa; Chordata; Actinopteri; Sciaenidae. Bases 141 to 2957 code for a protein of 938 amino acids. Gene Ontology annotation, biological process: kinetochore assembly; centrosome localization; chromosome segregation. Gene Ontology annotation, cellular component: spindle pole centrosome; nucleus; cytoplasm. The record is from RefSeq and is a predicted model, not a curated record. Gene Ontology annotation, molecular function: microtubule binding.